AUGUGCUCAGAAAGGAAGGAUGUCCAGGCUGACUGUGUGUUUGCUUUGCCUGCAGCACUGCAUAUAUCCUUGGUGUUUUCUCAAGAGUAUGGGUUGCUUGUGUUUAUCCACAAAUCUCUCGGCAUUGAGGAGUUUCGAGAUUGCAGAGAGGAGGCGUUGAAGUUUCUUUGUGCCUUUUUGGAAAAGAUUGGGGAGAAAGUGCAUCCUUAUGCCUGUAAUGUUAAGCAAACUUGUAUUAGUGUUUAUACAAAAGAGAGGGCAGCAAAAUGUAAAAUCCCAGCUCUGGAACUUCUGAUUAAGUUGCUCCAAAAUUUACGACGUUCCUGUCUGAUGGAAGAAAUGAAAGUUGGAGAGAUCUUUAAUAAAUUCUAUGGGGAACUUGCUACAAGAAGUAAAGUUCCAGAUACAGUUCUGGAGAAGAUAUAUGAGCUUUUGGGUGUUUUGGGAGAAGUCCAACCUAGUGACAUGAUUAACAACUCUGAAAAGCUAUUCCGAGCUUAUUUGGGAGAACUUAAAACACAGAUGACAUCAACUACAAGGGUACCAAAACUACCUAUUGUAGCCGGCUGUCUGAGGGGACUGGCUGCACUCAUGUACAACUUUACCAAAUCUGAGGAUGAAGAUCCUCAGACUUCAAAGGAGAUUUUCGAUUUUGCAAUGAAAGCAAUCAGGCCACAGAUUGAUCAGAAGCGAUACGCAGUACAACUAGCUGGUUUACAGUUGUUCGGCAGGCAUGCUGCUCAGUUUGGUACCUUUCUCCUGGACAGCUAUGUCUCACUGUUUGAAACAAUGUGCAAAUGGUGCGGCCAUACAAAUCAAGAGCUGAAGAAAGCAGGUCAUUCUGCCUUAGAUUCAUUUCUUAAGCAGAUUUCUUUAAUGGUAGCUAAGGAUGCAGAGCUACACAAGAGCAAAUUGCAGUUCUUCAUGGACCAGUUCUAUGGAAUCAUCAGAAGAAUGGAUUCAAGCAACAGAGAGUUGUCCAUUGCCAUUCACGGAUAUGGGCUUUUUGCAGCACCCUGUAAAGCUAUACGUUCUAAGGACGUUGACUACAUGUAUGUUGAGCUCCUUCAGCGUUGUAAGCAAAUGUAUCUCACAGAGGCAGAGACAGUAGAUGACCAUAUAUAUCAGCUACCAAGUUUCCUCCAGUCCAUUGCAAGUGUCAUAUUCCAUCUAGAUACAAUUCCUGAAGUGUACACUCCAGUUCUCGAACGUCUUGUUGUGGUACAGAUUGAUACCUUUCCACAAUACAGUGAAAAAAUGCAGUCAGUCUGUUGCAGAUCAAUAGUAAAGGUAUUCCUAGCCCUGACAGGAAAAGGACCAAUUCUCUGGAGUUUUAUUAGCACUGUAGUGCAUCAGGGAUUAAUCAGAAUCUUCUCCAAGCCAAUCACAUUUUCAAAGGAAUAUUUUGGAAAAAAAACUUCUGGAUCAGAAGAGUCCCCAGCAGCUGGAGAGGCUGGAGCAGGGAAAUGGAAAGUACCAACGUAUAAGGACUAUCUGUAUCUCUUUAGAAGUCUACUGAACUGCGACACAAUGAAGGAAUCUGUUUUGGAAGAUGAAAACUUUCUUGCUGCAAAUUCAGCACUGAAGUCCCUCAGUCGUUUGUUAUAUGAUGAACUUUUAAAAUCUGUUUUGAAGAUUAUUGAGAAAUUGGACCUGACUGUUCAGAAGCUGAAUGUUAAUGAACAGGAUGAAGAUGAGACUGACAGUGCUUUGGUUGUGCCUACUUCUGACCCUGCUUCAAACCUUCAGCCAGCAAAGCCUACAGACUUUAUUGCUUUUAUUAAUCUAGUGGAAUUCUGCAGAGAGAUACUUCCGGAGAAGCAUGUUGAAUACUUUAACCCUUGGGUUUAUUCCUUUGGCUAUGAGCUUAUUAUACAUUCAACGAGACUACCUCUUAUUAGUGGAUUCUACAAACUGCUUUCUGUUGCAAUGAAGAUUGCAAAGAAAAUAAAGUACUUUGAGGGUGUCAGUCCAAAGAGUCUCAGAAAAUGUCCUGAAGACCCAGAAAAAAGUUCUUGCUUUGCCCUGUUUUUAAAGUUUGGAAAAGAGGUUACAGCGAAAAUGAAACAGUAUAAAGAUGAGUUGUUGGCAUCCUGUCUGAGUUUUUUGCUCUCUUUACCACCUGACAUCAUAAUGCUUGAUAUCAAAGCAUAUAUUCCUGCACUGCAGAACGCAUUUAAGCUGGGCCUUAGCUGCAUCCCAAUGGCUGAUCUGGGAUUGGAUGCUUUGGAAGACUGGUCAGCUCACAUUCCCAAACACAUAAUGCAACCUUACUACAAGGAUGUUCUACCUCUCCUUGAUGGUUAUUUGAAAAACUCCGCAUCCACAGUUGAACCCCAGGAUAACUGGGAAGUAAGAAAAAUUUCUCGAGCAGCCCAGAAGGGAUUUAAUAAGGUUGUGAUACAGCAUUUAAGAAGAGCAAAGACUUCAUUGGUUGGUGAUCCCUCCUUGGAAGCAGUAAGGACUAGAGUGGCACGGCUUCUUGGAUCUUUGGGAGGGCAGAUCAACCACAACUUAAUUACAGCUACCUCUGCAGAAGAGAUGAUGAAGAAAUGUGUAUCCUGGGACACUGAGAAGCGUCUGAGCUUUGCUGUACCGUUUGCAGAUAUGAAGCCAGUCAUCUACUUGGAUUUAUUCUUACCUCGUGUGACUGAAUUGGCUCUUUCUGCUAGUGACAGACAAGCAAAAGUUGCAGCAUGUGAACUGUUGCAUAGCAUAGUUGCAUACAUGUUGGGGAAAGCGUCUCAAAUGCCAGAAGGAUGUCAAGGUCCCCCUCCCAUGUAUCAGUUAUACAAACGAAUAUUUCCAGUACUGCUUCGUCUUGCUUGUGAUGUAGACCAGGUAACAAGACAGUUGUAUGAGCCUUUAGUUAUGCAACUCAUUCACUGGUUUACCGGUGGCAUAACAGAUCCAGUUGACAGCACUCUGAGAGAUUUCUGUGGUCAGUGUGUUCGAGAAUUUUUGAAAUGGUCUAUUAAGCAGACAACACCGAAACAGCAGGAGAAAAGCCCAGUGAACACCAAGUCUCUUUUUAAACGAUUGUAUAGUCUUGCUCUUCAUCCCAGUGCUUUCAAGAGGCUAGGAGCAGCGCUUGCUUUUAACAGCAUCUACAGAGAAUUUAGGGAGGAAAAUUCUCUGGUGGAGCAGUUUGUAUUUGAAGCAUUGGUCGUAUUUCUGGAAAGUCUGGCCUUAACCCAUGCAGAUGAGAAAUCGUUAGGUACCACUCAACAAUGUUGUGAUACUAUUAAUCAUCUGAAACGCAUAAUCAAGCAUAAAGCACCUUCUCUAAACAGAGCAGGGGAACGGCGAGUACCACGGGGAUUUCCAGCUACUAAGACAGUGUGUCUUCUGGACAUUGUCAUGUGGCUUUUAGUGCAGUGUGGGAGACCUGAGACAGAGUGCCGGCAUAAAUCUAUGGAGCUCUUCUAUGAAUUUGUUCCUUUAUUACCAGGAAACAAAUCUCCAUCUUCUUGGCUGGCUGAUGUUCUAAAAGAAAAAGGCUGCUCUUUCCUCAUUAACAAAUUUGAAGGAGGUGGCAGGGAUGCCGAUAGUCCGUCCGGGAUCUUUUCUCGGCCAACUCUCCAUGGUAUUCAGGAACCCUUUAGUUUACGGACUGUCAUGCAGUGGAUGGAUAUGUUCUUAGCAGCACUGGACUGCUACAAUACAUUCUUUGAGUUACGAAUGAUCAAACCUCAUGAAAUACUGGGUGUAAAUGAAAGAUCUUCAUUCUUAAAAGCUGUGCGGUUCUUCCUUGAAACUAUUGCUUUGCAUGACAUCCAGGCGGCAGAGCAGUGCUUUGACUGUGGUUUGAAAGGCAGCGUGUUCAGUCCACAAGAAAGAGAAGUGUAUAAUUACAGCAAAUGUACAAUUAUAGUCCGAAGCAUGGAGUUUGUUACCAUGGUCCUGGAAUCUUGCCAGCAGGAUUUCUGGAAGUUACUUGAGAAGGAAUUGCUUAAUGCAAGCUUUAUAGAACUUCUGGUGAUGACUGUGUGUGAUCCAUCGCAUGUAGGCUUUAACACAGCUGAUGUGCAAGUCAUGAAAAACCUCCCGGAUAUCUCAGUGAGACUCAUGAAAGCUUUGAUGAAAUCUCCCUAUAAGGAGUCUUUGAAACUAAGCUUAAAAGAAAGACUCACACCGCAAAGCCUUGAGGACCUUUGUUCUGUUGAUCUGUUUAAUUCAGAUGCACGUUUUGAUCAAGUCAAGUAUAGUGCUAUCCUUUCUGCCUGCAAGCAACUCCAGAAAGCUGGCCUGCUUCAUUCUGUUCUUCACAAUCAGGAUGAAGUGCCUCAUUUCUCACUUGGUUGUAAGCUUCUUUCAGUUAUUUAUAAAGGCAUUGCACCUGGGGCUGAAAGGCUGUGUCUUCCAUCAUUAGACAUCAGCAAGAAGCGAUUAGCCGAUGGACUCCUGCAGCUAGCCUUUGCUAUUGAUGGCCAGUGUGAGGAACUGGUGAGUCUGCUGUUGAACACAGUGGUGUUAACUGUGCCAUUAUUAGGAGCAUCACGGAAGAACCUGGUAAAUUUCUCCCAUGGAGAGUAUUUCUACAGCCUCUUCUCAGAAACCAUUAACGAACAACUGCUAAAAAACCUCGAUGUGAUCAUACUCCAGCUUAUGGAAUCGUCUGUCAGCAAUCCCCAAAUGGUUGGUAGCAUUUUGAAUGGCAUGCUAGAUCAGAGUUUUAGGGAGCGCACCAUACGCAAGCAGCAAGGAGUGAAGCUGGUCACAGCUGUACUGAGAAACUGGAAGAGACUUGACAGUUGGUGGGCCAAAGGUUCUGCUCCUGAGAGCAAAAUGGCUGUCUUGACCCUGUUGGCAAAAGUUCUACAGAUUGACUCUGCAGUUUCUUUCAAUACAAAUCACGAAGCAUUUACAGCUGUUUUUAGUACCUAUACUAGUCUACUUAUUGAUCAGAAUUUGGACUUAAAUCUUAAGAGCCAAGCAAUGAUUAUUCUUCCAUUCUUCACUAAUCUGACUGGAGAAAAACUUAAUGACCUUAAGAAUGCUCUUGACCAACUUAUAGCUUUCAACUUUCCCAUGAGGUCAGAUGAGUUUCCCAAAGGAACUUUGAAGCACAAUAACUAUGUAGACUGCACCAAGAAGUUUCUGGAUGCAUUAGAACUGUCUCAGAGUCCAAUGUUGUUACAGUUGAUGACCGAAGUCCUUUGUAGGGACCACAGACAUUUCAUGGAAGGCUUAUUUCAAGCCAGCUUCAAAAGAAUUUCCAGAAGGAGUAACAGCGACAGACAAGUGGUGCUAUUGGACACUGUUCACAAAAUGUUCCAGAGUGAAGACCUUCGUUCAAAUGUUACCCGCCAAGCUUUUGUGGAUCGCUCCCUCCUCACUUUAUUGUUGCACUGCAGCUUGGAUGCCCUGAGAGAAUUUUUUGGCACGAUUAUUGUGCAAGCUAUGGAUACGCUUAAUUCCAGGUUUACAAAGUCCAAUGAAUCUACUUUUGAUACACAAGUCACCAAGAAAACGGGGUAUUACAAGGUGCUAGAAGUGAUGUAUGUACGUCUCUCAAAAGAGGAUGUUUACUCCAAGGAUUCUAAAAUUAACCAAGCUUACUGUGGCUCCAUAAGCGUAGAAGGAAAUGAACUUACCAAGACACUAAUAAAGUCGUGCUAUGAUGCAUUUACAGAAAACAUGGCAGGGGAGAGUCAGCUGCUGGAAAAGAGGAGACAGUAUCACUGUGCAGCAUAUAACUGUGCCAUUGCUGUUAUCAGUUGUGUCUUCACUGAGAGUAAAUUUUAUCAAGGCUUUCUCUUUACAGAAAAAACAGAAAAGAACUUGCUGAUUUUUGAAAACUUGAUAGACCUGAAACGUCAGUAUUCAUUUCCUGUAGAAGUUGAGGUGCCUCUGGAAAGGAAGAAGCGGUAUAUAGCUAUUAGAAAGGAAGCCAGGGAUUCAGGAAAUGGGAAUGAGGAUGAGCCCAAGUAUUUACCUUCUGCAUCAUACAUGAUGGAUAGCAGUUUGAGUGAGGAAAUGAGCCAGUUUGACUUUUCUACUGGAGUCCAAGGUUUUUCUUACAGCUCCCAAGAUGUUACAGCUAGCAGUCCUCGUUUCAGGAGGAAGGAGCCCACAGAAUACAUGGCUUUAGAUGAUGAUACAGAACUGGAAAUGGAUGAACUCAAUCAGCAUGAGUGUAUGGCUUCUAUGACCACUCUGAUUAAACAUAUGCAGAGAAACCAGAUCACACCCAAAGUGGAGGACGGAACAGUUCCAGUAGACCUUCCUCUUUGGAUGAAAUUUCUGCAUGGCAAAUUAGGAAACCCAUCAGUACCACUAAACAUUCGCCUCUUCAUAGCAAAACUUAUUGCUAAUACUGAGGACGUUUUCCGACCUUAUGCAAAGCAGUGGCUUGGUCCAUUGCUGCAGCUUGUUGUUUCUGGGAAUAACGGAGGUGAAGGAAUUCAUUACAUGGUAGUGGAAAUAGUAGUUACUCUCCUCUCCUGGACAAGUGUAGCCACGCCCAAAGGGAAUAUUAAGGAUGAGAUUCUAGCUAACAGAUUGCUUGAAUUCUUGAUGAAGAAUGCCUUUCACCCGAAAAGAGCUGUAUUUAGACACAAUCUGGAAAUCAUAAAGACAGUUAUAGAAUGCUGGAAGAACUGUCUCUCCAUACCUUACAGCUUGAUAUUUGAAAAGUUUUCUGGUGGCGAUCCCAAUACAAAGGACAACUCUGUGGGAAUUCAGCUUCUAGGCAUUGUUCUUGCUAAUGAUUUACCUCCCUUUGACCCCAAGUGUGAAAUAGACCGUGUCAGGUAUUUUCAGGCUUUGAUCAGUAACAUGGGCUUAUUAAAGUAUAAAGAAGUUUAUGCAGCUGCGGCAGAAGUGUUGGGACUCGCUCUUCGAUACGUUGCUGAGAGAGAAAACAUACUUGAAGAUCCAGCUUACGAUUGUGUCAUAAAGCAAUUAAAACAUCAUCAGAACACCCAACAGGAUAAAUUUAUUCAGUGCUUGAGUAAAGUUGUUAAGAGUUUUCCUCCUCUUGCUGACAGGUUUAUGAGUGCAGUGUUCUUUCUGAUACCCAAACUUCAUGGUGUGAUGAAAACACACUGUCUGGAAGUAAUAAUGUGCCGGGCAGAGGAAAUAACUGAUCUCCACUUGCAGUUAAAGAGUAAAGACUUCCUCCAGAUCAUGAAUCACAGGGAUGAUGAAAGACAAAGAGUUUGUUUGGAUAUAGUGUACAAGAUGCUACCUAAGCUAAAACCACUAGAACUUAAAGAACUUCUUCCUGGAGUAACGGGGUUCAUCUCUCACCCUACUGUAAUAUGUCGACAGCGCAUGUAUGACAUUCUGAUGUGGAUUUAUGAUAACUACAGUGAUCCAGAAAGCCAAGCAGAUGGUGAUUCUCAGGAAGUACUCAAACUGGCGAAAGAAAUCCUACUUCAAGGGCUGACUGAUGAGAAUGCUGAACUGCAAUUAAUUGUUAGGAAUUUUUGGAGUGAUGAGACAAGGUUACCAGCAAAUAUUCUUGAUCGCAUGCUGGCAUUGUUAAAUUCUUUCUACUCUACGAAGAUAGAAACUCAGUACUUGAGUCUAAUCACAAAUUUUCUGCUUGAAAUGACCAGCAAGAGCCCAGAUUAUUCCAGAAAAAUGUUUGAGCAUCCACUUUCUGAAUGCAAAUUUCAGGACUUUGUAAUUGAUUCCAGCUGGCGUUAUCGAAGUACUGUGCUCACACCACUGUUUGUGGAGACUCAAGCUUCUCAGAGUACCAACAGGAGCUUAUUACAGGAAAGAUCCCCUUCCACUUCUGGGUCAGGAGGUGGUCGAGUGAGGGUUACCCAACAGCAAUAUGAAUUUACACCUACCCAGAACAUCAGUGGUAGAAGUUCUUUCAAUUGGCUAACUGGAAACAGCAUCGAUACCUUGGCAGAAUAUAUGGUUCCUUCAUUCUCUGAAUCCUUAUCUUCAUCCAUGCUCUUAGUUAGCAAGCGGAGUGAAAAAUUUAAACAAUCAGCCUUUAAACCAGUGGGGCCAGAUUUUGGGAAAAAAAGGUUGGGUUUGCCUGGAGAUGAGGUGGACAGCAAAAUUAAAGGUAUAGAUGAACGGGCAGAAAUUCUAAAACUGCGGAGGCGUUUCUUGAAGGACCAAGAGAAACUCAGUCUGAUUUAUGCCAGAAAAGGCGUGGCUGAACAGAAACGAGAAAAGGAGAUGAAAUCUGAGCUAAAGAUGAAGCAUGAUGGCCAGGUUAUUUUGUACAGAAGUUACCGAGUAGGAGACCUUCCUGACAUCCAGAUUGAAUACAGCAGUCUGAUCGCCCCUCUGCAGGGCCUUGCCCAGAAAGAUGCAACAUUUGCCAAGCAGCUUUUCAGCAGUUUGUUUACUGGAAUUUUGCGUGAAGUAGAAAAAUCUAAAACUCCUUCUGAGAAAAAAAUCAUCAUCCAGCAGCUGCUGAAGGACUUCAAUCAAUUCCUGAGUAUGAGCAUGUCUUAUUUCCCACCAUUCAUUGCAUGCAUCCAGGAAAUGAGUUACCAGCACAGAGAGCUACUAGAACUUGAUUCAGCUAAUGUGAGCACGAGCUGCCUUGCAAGUUUGCAACAGCCAGUGGGCAUCCUUCUUCUGGAACAUGCUCUGAUUUCUCUGUCCCCUGCAGAGGAGCCUCCAUCCAAGCGGGUGUGUGGGAGGGCAGAGCUUCCCCCAGAUGUAAUCAGAUGGAUUGAACUUGCAAAGCUCUACCGAUCUCUUGGAGAUUCUGAUGUCCUUCGUGGCAUUUUCAGUGGUAAGAUUGGGACUAAGGAAAUCACACAGAAAGCAUUGCUGGCAGAAGCAAGGAGUGAUUAUGCUACAGCAGCUAAACAUUAUGAUGAGGCACUCUCUAAAGAAGACUGGCAAGAUGGGGAGCCAACAGAAGCAGAGAAGGACUUCUGGGAACUUGCAUCUCUUGAAUGCUAUGAUCACCUGACAGAGUGGAAGUCCCUGGAGUAUUGUGCUACCGUUAAUAUUGAUAGUGGACAACCUCCAGACCUAAAUAAAACUUGGAAUGAUCCGUAUUAUCAGGAGACAUAUCUGCCAUAUAUAAUACGCAGUAAGUUGAAGUUACUGCUCAAUGGGGAAAAUGACCAGACUUUGCUGACUUUUAUUGAUGAGGCAAUGAAGACAGAACAGAAGAAAGCCAUUAUAGAAAUGCGUUACAGCCAAGAGCUUAGUCUCCUUUACAUCCUGCAAGAUGAUUUUGACAGAGCCAAAUAUUACAUAAGCAAUGGCUUGCAGAUCUUCAUGCAGAGCUAUUCUAGUACUGAUACUUUGUUACAUCAGAGUCGAAUGACCAAACUGCAGUCUGUACAAACUUUGACAGAAAUACAGGAUUUCAUCCAUUUUAUGACCAAAACAAGUAACUUAGCGUCACAGGCUUCCCUUAAGAGACUUCUCAGAAUCUGGACAAGCAGAUAUCCAGAUGCUAAAAUGGAUCCUAUGAACAUCUGGGAUGAUAUCAUUACAAAUCGGUGUUUCUUCCUUGACAAGCUGCAGGAGAAACUUCCCAGAGAUCAGGCCAAUGAUAGUAUGGAGGUGGAUGAAAAGGAUGAUAUUGGUGACCAAAUGGAAGCGGAUCAACAGGGUGAAGACAUUUCCUCAAUGAUUAGAAGCUGCAAAUUUAACAUGAAAAUGAAGAUGAUAGAAAGUGCCAGGAAACAGAACAGCUUCUCUGUUGCCAAGAAACUUCUGAAAUACCUACACAGAGAGGCCAAAACCAGAGAAGACUGGCUGGUGAGGUGGAAUUACGCCUAUUGCCGCUUUACCCACAGUUGCAGCCGGAAUCAGAGUUGUCCUGAACAAGUGUGCUCAGUGCUAAAAACUAUCUCCUUGCUUGAAGAUACCAAAUCUGACUACCUAAGCAAGAAAGUAACGGCCUUCCGAAACCAGAAUCUUCUUCUGGGUACCACUUACCGCAUCAUGGCCGAUGCCCUUAGUCACGAUCCAAGAUGCCUUGAGCAAAUCGAGGAAGAAAAAGCUAGAAAAGUAUCAGUACUGUCGGGAGAGAGUCUUGAGAGUCCUGAAAAGGUAUUAGCAGGUCUGAACAAGAGGGCUUUUCAGUGUUUCAGCAGUGCUGUGAGGAAGUCUGAAGAGGAGGUGCAAUCGCACUCUAUGGAACAUGUAGAUGUUGCUGGAGUUAUCGAUUCAUAUAUGACUUUGGUUGGUUUCUGUGACCAGCAUCUGCGUAGGGAAGAAGAAGGCUUGCUUGAAAUUAACACUGCAGAUCUGCAGCUAUUCCCAGCUAUUGUGGUGGAAAAAAUGAUAAAAGCUUUAAAACUGAACUCCAGAGAAGCUAGGCUGAGAUUUCCUAGGCUGCUGCAAAUAAUAGAAAGGUAUCCAGCAGAGACGUUGGGUCUAGUGACACGAGAGCUUUCUUCAGUUCCCUGUUGGCAGUUCAUUGGUUGGAUUAGCCAGAUGAUGGCACUGCUUGACAAGGAUGAAGCAAUAGCUGUGCAGCAUACUGUUGAAGAGAUUGCAAAUACCUAUCCCCAGGCAAUCAUCUACCCUUUCAUGAUCAGCAGUGAAAGUUAUUCUUUCAAAGAUACUGUGACUGGCUGUAAGAACAAGGAGUUUGUAGAAAGGAUCAAGAAAAAGCUAGACAGAGGAGGAGUAGUUCAAGAUUUUGUUCACUCCCUGGAACAGCUCUCUAAUCCCAUGAUGCUUUUUAAGGAUUGGACUGAGGAUGUAAGAAAUGAGUUGGUAAAAACUCAGAGGAAUAAAAAUAAACUUCAGGAUAUGUAUGAAAGAAUGUAUAGGAAUUUGGGAAAUUUAGAAGCUCCUGGCCUUGGAUUGCUGAGAAGAAGAUUUAUUCAGGCUUUUGGGAAGGACUUUGACCAUCAAUUUGGAAAACGUGGUUCAAAACUGCUGAAUAUGAAGGCUAGUGAUUUUGAUGCGAUUACAAGUGCCCUCCUCUCAAAAAUGACCAAAAGCCAUAAAGAACCUGGAAACCUGAAAGAAUGUUCACCAUGGAUGAGUGAAUUCAAAGCUGAGUUCUUGAGGAACGAAAUAGAGGUUCCUGGUCAAUAUGAUGGUAAAGGGAAACCACUGCCAGAAUACCACGUGAGAAUAUCUGGAUUUGAUGAACGGAUAAAAGUAAUGGAAUCCAUGAGGAAACCAAAACGUAUAACAAUCCGCGGCAGUGAUGAGCAGGAGUAUCCUUUUCUCGUCAAAGGUGGUGAAGACCUGAGGCAAGACCAACGCAUUGAACAGCUUUUUGAUGUAAUGAACAUUAUUCUUUCCCAAGAUGCUGCCUGUAGCCAGAGGAAUAUGCAGUUAAAAACUUACCAGGUCAUACCCAUGACAACAAGGCUGGGACUCAUCAAGUGGCUGGAAAAUACCUGUACUUUAAAAGAAUUCCUUAAAAAUAGCAUGUCUGAAGAGGAAGACUUUAACUAUAGCAGCAAAAAAGGACCUCGUGCUACCUAUAAUGAGUGGCUGUCCAAGAUGGGUGGGAAAGCACAAGGCGUCCCUCGAUACCACGUUAUGUACAGAAAUGCUAACCGUACAGAAACAGUGAUGUCUUUCAAAAGCAGAGAAAGCAGUGUUCCAGAAGACCUGCUCCGGAGAGCCUUCGUUAAAAUGAGUACGGCUCCAGAAGCCUUCCUGUCUCUGCGGUCCCAUUUUGCCAGCUCUCAUGCAUUGAUGUGCAUCAGCCACUGGAUACUUGGUAUUGGAGACAGACAUCUGUCCAACUUCAUGAUUAACAAAGAGACUGGUGGCAUGGUGGGAAUAGAUUUUGGACAUGCAUUUGGCUCAGCUACGCAGUUUUUGCCUGUGCCAGAGUUGAUGCCUUUUCGUCUGACUCGCCAGUUUGUUAAUCUGAUGAUGCCAGUGAAAGAGUGGGGUCUCAUUUACAGCGUGAUGGUACAUGCCCUGAGAGCUUAUCGUGCAGAUCCAGAUCUCCUCAUCAGCACAAUGGAUGUAUUUGUAAAAGAACCUUCUUUAGACUGGAAGAACUUUGAACAGAGGCAGCUGAAAAAAGGAGGUACAUGGAUUCAGGAAAUAAACACAUCUGAAGUAAACUGGUACCCUUUGCAAAAAGUCAGCUAUGUCAAAAGAAAGCUUACAGGUUGCAAUCCAGGAAGAAUCACUUGUGAUGAACUACGUCUGGGCCAUGAGAAGUCACCUUUUUUCAGCGAUUUUGUAGCUGUGGCUCGUGGUAACGCUGCUCAUAAUACCAGAGCCAAAGAACCAGAGGAUGGACUUUCGGAAGAGACCCAAGUGAAAUGUCUCAUUGAUCAAGCCACAGACCCCAACAUUCUGGGCAGAGCCUGGGAGGGAUGGGAACCCUGGAUGUGAGGAUUACUUUCUAAAAGCCCGUUCCGUCAAGUGGCGCAUGCUCUAACAUACAGCUGUGGCUAGAUCAGAAUUUCAGGGCCAAAAAGAGAAAACCACUUAAUUUAUGCUUUUAUCAACAAGGUUAACUUAAUUAAUAUCAGAAAUAAGUGUUUUAUAUUAAAGCUGUAUUCAAACAGCAAUUUGUUAAUAUGGCCUUGGAACAAAACAGCUGUUAUGUCUUUGUAUUAAAGUCAUGAGAGGAAUAUGGUAGCUCUGCUCAAAAGAGAGAACUGGAGAGGUUAGAGCUUUAAGGGUAAUUUGAAAGGCACUGAAAUCAUUCGGAGGAGAGC
Messenger RNA from Struthio camelus australis, 12596 nucleotides. NCBI's taxonomy places the organism in Eukaryota, Metazoa, Chordata, Aves, Struthioniformes, Struthionidae. The record is from RefSeq and is a predicted model, not a curated record.